UAUGUCCUUCGUUCACAGGAAAAAAUAAAAAUAAAAAAAUAAAAAAAAAGAAAGAAAGAAGGAAAGAAAGAGAGAGAGAGAGAGAGAGAGAGAGAGUAUGGAGCAGAUUGAGCAGAAGAAGAGGCUCCAAGAAGCAGCAAUCAAGGGGAACACACAAUUAUUGCAUGAAAUACUUGCACAUAAUCCACUGAUUCUUGAUAGACUAAUAGCGGGUUGUGAUUUCGAUGAGACUCCUCUUCAUGCAGCCGCAUUGCACGGCCAUAUUGAUUUCACAACACAACUCCUGGAUCUAAAUUCAGAGCUUGCUGAAGUUUUAGAUUCAACAAGAUCGUCGCCUCUUCACUUGGCAUCGGCUAAAGGGCACAUCGAUAUUGUAAAAGUAUUAGUACAAGCUGCACCUAACAUGUGUACUGCUCCAAAUAGAGAUGGUUUGAAUCCACUGCAUCUUGCAGCCAUGAACGGAAAGGUCGAGGUCAUGAGAGAGUUGCUUCAAACCAGCCCCCGAGCAGCUACAGCCACGGUGGACCAGGGUCACGGUGAGACCAUACUACAUCUAUGCGUCAAGUAUCAUCAAAUGGAGGCUCUUGAUCUAUUAGUCCACACACUCAAAGAUGAGAUUCAGGGUUUUAUAAAUGCCACAGAUGACUACGGCAACACCGUAUUACAUCUAGCAGUCACAAAUAAACAUAUCCAGACAGUACAACAUCUACUCACGAUUGACAAAAUAGAUGUAAAUGCAAAAAAUAUAAAUGGAUAUACAGCAUUGGACAUUCUAGCUCAAAGUCGAAGAGGAGUGCAAGAUUGGGACAUUCAAAACUCCCUCAAACAAGCUGGAGCCUUAAAAGCUGCUGACAAUCAGGGUGAGUGGCUUGCGAAGAAAAGGGAUGCAUUAAUGGUGGUGGCAUCACUUCUCGCAACGAUAGCUUUCCAAGCAGGGGUAAGCCCUCCAGGUGGUGUUUGGCAAAAUGAUUCACCUGAAGGUUCACUAGACCCGCAUAGAACUGGAGAAGCUGUGGCUGCCUAUACUUAUCCAGAGUCAUAUCAAUUUUAUCUGCGUGCCAACACGAUAAGUUUUGUUGCAUCUCUGAGCACAAUUUUGCUGCUCAUAAGCGGAUUACCCUUGAAGCGCAAGAAUUUUAUGAGGAUUUUGACGACGAUCAUGUGUUUGUCAAUUACAUCUAUAGCAUUUUCUUAUGCAUUUUCAUUGGUUGCAGUCACUCCAAAGACACACAGGGUAUCACUGCGUCGCACAUUGUAUGUUGCAGUUCCAGUGUGGUGUGGAGUGAUGGUGAUUUUGCUCCUCGCGCACACAAUUCAAUUGACACUAAGGUGGUUGAAACACAAGAAUUGGAAAUCAGCCAUAGAAAACUGUCAAAUUAAGUUCUGGGUAAAGGAUGCCAAUAGCUACGAAGAAGUUCAGAUGACCUAGAGAGCUUGGAUAUGUGCUUGACAUUCUUUCUCCUUCUCUCUACAACUCUGAAAAGGCCCAGUGUGCCAAUGUGUGUGUUCUCUAGUAAUGUUUGUUUGAUUUGCUUUUGUAAGAUAAUGACAUGCCUAGUACUCCUACUAGGUAAUUAUGAUAUUCCAAACAAGUGUUGGUGUGGCAACAAGGUUCUGUGCCGUGACAAUUCGAUUUGGAUGUGUUUUAUCAUAUCAUGCCUCAUUAUCAUUCUA
Camellia sinensis is the source of this 1674-nucleotide messenger RNA. RefSeq lists its product as uncharacterized. Gene Ontology annotation, molecular function: protein binding. The record is from RefSeq and is a predicted model, not a curated record. Gene Ontology annotation, cellular component: plasma membrane. Lineage: Eukaryota; Viridiplantae; Streptophyta; Magnoliopsida; Ericales; Theaceae.